Messenger RNA from Gastrolobium bilobum, 549 nucleotides. RefSeq lists its product as uncharacterized. NCBI's taxonomy places the organism in Eukaryota, Viridiplantae, Streptophyta, Magnoliopsida, Fabales, Fabaceae. The transcript is spliced from 2 exons. Bases 1 to 549 code for a protein of 182 amino acids. The record is from RefSeq and is a predicted model, not a curated record.
AUGGACCUAUCAUUGUCAUCUAUUGCAAUUAGCUUUGUCAUUAACAACAACCAUGCUUCCAUUGAGUUAUUGACUGGAACAAAUUAUAUGAAGUGGAAACAAGAUGUAGAAUUUGGCAUGGGGAUUGUUGACUUGGACUUGGCCUUACAAGAGGAUGAACCUCCCAAGCCAAAUGAGAGAAGCACUGAAAAUGAAAAGGCUUAUUAUGCUAAACGGGAGAAAUCAAACCGACUGUGCCUCAUUGCUAUGAAGAGGUCUAUUUCUGAGCAUCUCCUUAGUGGGCUGCCUGAAAAUUUGAAUGUGAAAUUUUUUCUAAAAGAGGUUGGUGAAAAAUAUAAGGUUUAUGAUAAGGCUGAAGCUGGAAACCUAGUGAAUGAGCUGACUGAUUUGAGAUAUGAUGCUUCUAUUGGAGUUGGAGAGUUCAUUUUAAGGAUGAUCCAUGUCCAGAAUAAAUUGAAGACUCGUAAUAUUGUUUUUAAUGAUGAUUUUGUUGUGCAUCACAUUCUGAACCGUUUACUUGUUGAAUUCAGUCAGAUAAAGAUUGCUUAA